AUGCGAUUUCUAUACAUAUUUGUACUAUUCAUGUCAUUAUUGAAUAGAGCCGCCACUGAUGUCGUCUUCACUAAGGAACGAUGCGAUCGGGCACUAUACGGACUACAGGUGCAACCGGGUGAACCAUCACGAUAUCGCCAAUGUGGUCCAAACGGGAAAGUCUGGAUUGUCCCAUGUGUUCCCGGAGCGGUUUUUGAUCCGUUGAUUAAGGUCUGCAAGGAAUCGCCAAGGGCAGCUUUUCCGUCAGCAUCGAUUCGACGGAAAUCUGGAAAGUCGGAUGAGGAUCGAAUACCGAUCGAUACCGAAUUGACGCCAAUAACAGAAGAAUUUUUCUUUUCAACGAGGCGACCAAAGCGGCCACGACCGAAAACCAAACAACAAACCCCCGCUCCUACAAGUCAUUCGACAUCAUCCACACAUAAUUCCAUACACCGAUCCACCACUCCGCUACCACCAACUAUAACGUAUCCGUCUCCUUCACCACUAGUCGCUUCUGAAACAGCAUCAACUUCUUCAAGACCAUAUAGCCCAGCAUUUACUCCACCAAAUCGAAGGAUUACCAUUUCCCCAGGCAUAAAACGUCCUAAAAUCCAAUCGACGGGGAUAAAAGCUGGAACAUUGACGCCGACGUCCUCAAACACUCCAGAGAUUGCCGAACCGAUACCAGUUAGCGAGUUACAGAUGACAACGAUGUAUCCAUACACCUACGAGUACACCUCAAAUCCAGAAUUCCGUACAACUGCAAGCGCUACGGAACGAACCACAAGCGCUGAAAAUGUGGUGAAUUACAAGGGAGUAACCAUAAGUGAAGACGAAUUUUUGAAACAACUUGUAAAAAUAGUGGAAGCACAUCAAAUGGCAAUAAAUAAAAUUGAGGAACAGGUAGAAGAAGAACGACGGCGAGGUUCGAUGAAAACCAUUGAAGGACCGGAGACCAGCUUCAGGAAGCAAGGAGGACGGGAAAAUUCCGAGGAGGAAGAGAACAGGAACGUUGCAUUUGCCGUAGAAGAGGCAGAAAAGCAGAGACAACAGGAAAUAGCACGACUGAUAGCGGAGCGGGUAGAGAAAGAAAAAGAGGAACUCGCAUGGCAAGAGGAAAUCGCUAGACAGGAAGAGGAGAAGAAGAGAAAAGAAGAAGAGAUGAGAAGACAACAAAUAUACGCACAACAGUUGGCAGAGAUGCGAAGAAUCGAAAAGGAAAAGGAAUGGCAAGAAGAAAUAGCACGGCAACGAGCGGAGAUGGAAAAGAUGGAAAGGGAGAGACAAUUCGAAAUAGCACGUCAUAUAGAGGAGACGCAAAGACAAGAAGAGAUGAGACGUCUAGUGAUUGAGAAGAGAAGACAGGAAGAGGAAGCGAAAAGACAGCGAGAAAUAGCGCGACAGAAAGCGGAGGCGAAAAAGAAGGAAAGGGAACGACAACUAGAAAUAGCACGUCGAGUGGCAGCAGCACAGAAACAAGAAGAGGACAGAAUGAAACAGUUGGAAAAAGCACGGCAGAAGGCAGAGAUGCAAAAGAAAGAGAAAGAAAAACAAAAUGAAAUAGCACGUCAAGUAGCGGAAAGGAAAAAAGAGGAAGAAGAAAUGAGACGACAGGAAGCGGCCCGUGAAAAGCUAGAGAUGGAAGAGAAAGAGAGGAAAAGACAACAGGAAAUAGAACGGCAAAUGGCUGAGAAGAGAAAACAGGAAGAGGAGGCGAAAAGACAGGAAAUACAACGACAAAUAGUUGAAAAAAGAAAACAGGAAGAGGAGGCGAAAAGGCAAGAAAUACAACGACAGAUAGUCGAGAAGAGAAAACAGGAAGAGGAAGCGAAAAGACGAGAAAAAGAACUUCUAGAACGACUAGAAGCCGAAAGGCAAAAGAAAGAGAGAGAAGGACAGGAGGAAUUUGCUCGACAACAAGCAGAGCAAAAGCAACGUAAGGAGGAGGAGGAGAAGGAAAGAUUACGUCAGAAGCAGGUGGAGGAGGAAGAACGUAGAAAAGAGGAAGAGGAACGUCAAGAGACUCAGAGAAUGAUAGAAGAAGAACAGCGAAGAGCGGUAGAACAAGCAGUCACUCCAGGAGUAGAAGAUUCCUCAUCUACUGUGACGAAUCCUCGAUUUGGGACACAUAUUACGGGAGAUGGUGGGACAGGUGGCUCCAGCACCGACUAUUACGGCUACAACAUCAACACCGAUGUGGCAAAAACUGUAAUGGCCGGCGUAAUGAGCACGAAAAGAGGACAAAACAUCGCCACAGAAGCUCCAGAUCUGGAAAUAAUCCAUUUCACUGCGCCUCCUCCUACAGUAUCAUCCCCAAGCCUCGAAUGGGUGACGAGUCCACAUUCCUGGCGACCACCGCCCGAUUUACAGACGAAUGUUCUCGAAUGGACUCAAACUCCGAUACCUUCCACAGGACUCUCUGAGUUGCCGUCAACGGUCAUCUCUGGAUGUGCACUCAGUGAUGAGUGUGUUUUCAGCUAUGAUGAUGAUCUGCUAUGUCUUCAUCCGAGUGACGCGUCGCGGUACCUUCAGUGCACCCCAAUGAUUGGAAGACGAGGUCGAUGGACUGAACGGAUGUGUCCACCGCAACUUGUUUUUAUGGCAUAUUAUGGUCGAUGUGGUCUGGAUGCAGAAACUGCUUCACAACCUUACACAUCGGAAACUUUCGUUAUUCCACGACUACCAUCCGAUCCUGAAUUUGUUCGUUGGCAAGGCAACAAAGAAAUUCAGCACCAAGUCCCAGUUCAGUCAUCGUAUCAACCAGUUGCAAGUAACAUUUCGCCGUCCUAUCAGCUGCCGCCGCAGAUCACCACCCCAUCCUCAAUUCUAAGAACUAUUGAGGAAUUCCCACGUGAUCUACUACCACCAUUCAGCUACAUUCAUAACACUAUUCCACCUCCACACUAUGAAUCCGAUGGGGAUGCGAAUAUGGAUCUCUCGGUGAUCAAUCCGCUAUUUCCUCGUGUUCAACCCUACUUCCUUAUGCCAUUCGGGAAGUUCAGAGAUGGAAUCAUCAAUCCGGACACCUCGUUAAUGGGGAGCAUCAUCAAGCCAGCAAUUAAAAAGAUUGCAAUGGACCAAACCGAAACUUUUCUGGAUCGUAUUUUGGCCGAUCAGAUAGCGAAUAAUGACAAGUCUACGAAAUCUACGACAUCGUACAUGGCGGAAGAUGGAUGGAGGAAAACUGCCUAA
This is a messenger RNA of Necator americanus (New World hookworm), 3171 nucleotides long. RefSeq lists its product as uncharacterized. Lineage: Eukaryota; Metazoa; Nematoda; Chromadorea; Rhabditida; Ancylostomatidae. The record is from RefSeq and is a predicted model, not a curated record. The transcript has 12 exons. Gene Ontology annotation, molecular function: chitin binding. Bases 1 to 3171 code for a protein of 1056 amino acids.